This is a messenger RNA of Dacryopinax primogenitus, 1393 nucleotides long. RefSeq lists its product as uncharacterized. NCBI's taxonomy places the organism in Eukaryota, Fungi, Basidiomycota, Dacrymycetes, Dacrymycetales, Dacrymycetaceae. Bases 1 to 1311 code for a protein of 436 amino acids. The transcript has a single exon. The record is from RefSeq and is a predicted model, not a curated record.
AUGUCUUCUCCAAGUCCCUUUCUGUUCUCUCCACCUCCUCUUUGUCCGACAGCCACCAUCACACCCACCACUUCCGCCCACGGUGGUCUCGACAGUGUGAUUGACAACGACGGAACAAUGCUCGCCUUGCUCGAUUCAUUCUUCACUGGUCCAGAAGGCCCUAAGACCGCGGUGGGCGGAGCCGACGCGGACACUUUGAGCGAACCGAGUGUGGUGGCAGGAAACCACGGAAAUGGCAUCUCCACAUCGGCGAAGACCAUCAAGCCAACCAAGCAUAUACCCACCAUUAACUUAGCCACGACCACGCAGUCCUUCUAUAUCGACCCUAUCUUGUGCCUGCCAACCCCCGUUGACGACAAAGGUUCACUGUCCCUCGAGAUAGGCGCAUAUAUCCCACCGCUGGUUCCCGCAAACCCAUACCCCCAACAAGGACUUCCCACACCCGCUACAGAGAAAUACGAACGAGGUACAAAUCUGACGGACAGCGUGUUGGAUCCUGCCCUCCGAAACACUUCCGGUUCUUCUACCAAUACAAAUUUUCCAAAGUUUGUCUCGUCAUCUUCUGUCACCAAGCUCAACCUUCCCACCCCGGCUAUGUCUCGAUCCUCGUCAAACUCGUCGUCCUCACCCCCUGUCACUCCCGGUGACAUGUCUUCUCAAGCCGAACUCCCCAAGGUCGUGUUAUCAGGCACACAGUUUGAUAUUUCGCUCACCGAACUCCUUGACGGCAUCAUGGCUGAGUCAGAGACCGACGGAACAACAAAGAUCUCCCGUACCUCUCUUCCGCCGGAUUUCCCCACUUGUCUUCCCCUCUCAUAUCCAGCCAAGACUGGUGUACCCGUACUCAACGCCAAGUCUCAAGCAGUAGGAUGGGACUGUGGUCCAGCUACUCUUUCCAUCUUCGACAACAAGUACGGUCCACCUCCGAAUGGUCCACUCACCAGAGACGUUCAGUCAUAUGUCGUCGGUGGUGCCCCUGACAUCUCAAUCAACUGGAGGCUAUAUGACGAAGGGCGUCGUGGAUCUCGUCCCUCUUAUGAGCCGGUCAAGCCUGAACCUUCCAACUCGAUGUUCCUGGAGGUUCCCACUGUUCCGAAGCGACGCAAGCGUACGCCAAAACCCUCCUCCUCCCGUUCUGCGUCCCCCGCCCAAAGCGAUGCCAAUCUGGGGGAAAGUGCGGCAGAAUGGAAGGAGUACUACCAGGCCUUGGAAGUUUGCAAGAAACAUGACAAGCUAGAAAGUGUACGAACACCCUUCGAGCCGGAGUGUCUCUGUCCAUUUCCUGCCGAUGAGAAAGAAGAGGUCAAUUAGGCACGUAGAAAGUAGAGAGGAGAUACUGUCUGUCUUUGCUGAUCAAUGUAUGUGUUGAGAACCGGCCCUUAAUGGAGAGAUU